UCAAGGGGGCCCAGCCAGUCUCGCUAGGUGUCGCCACAACUCGUCACACAUUAGACGUAUGCACGUUUAACACUGACACACUAACCUUCGCAUCCCGGCGAUACCGACUCAUGUCCCCCGCCCGACGCCAAUGCGCCGCCCCCCUUGCGGCAGCGCUGCUGCUGCUGCUGGCGGCCGGCUGCGCCCUGGCCUCCGCCAGCCGCACCGACGACGGAUUCAGUGGCAACUAUAAUAAGAAGGGCGGCAAGAACCCGGGCAGCAGGCGCGCGUCCCCGCCACCAGCCCGACGCCGCUACCCGCCGCCAGUGGGCAGUGGUGGCUUGACGACGUCACGACCGUCGCCUGCUGCCGCACCCGGCGGCGGCGACACGCGCGAGCGUAUUGACCUGGUUGUGUUUGGCGACUCCCUCUCCGACACGGGCAACACCUUCCGCGCGGCGGGUGUGCCUCAGGCCGACCUCUACUACCAGGGCAGGUACUCCAACGGCCCCGUCUGGAUCGACUACCUGGCUGCCGAAGUCGCCAACAACAACAGCGCCACCACCGUACUCAAUUUGAUCGCAGACAAUUUGCUGAUGUUUGGGUUCUGGCCUUUGCAAGGGCGACGUGGCAACACAGGACGCCGGCAGCUCACAGGCAGCAGGCACCCGCCCCUGCGCGCCAUCAUUCCUCCCCCCGGCAAGAACGUACCGCGUGUGAGGCGCGCGCCCCCGCCACAUCGCCACCCGCCAGCGAGCGGUGGUGGCUUGAAGCGGCCGCCGCCUGCUGCUGCAUCCGGCGGCGACACGCGCGAGCGUAUUGAUCUGGUUGUGUUUGGCGACUCCCUCUCCGACACGGGCAACACCUUCCGCGCGGUGGGUGUGCCGCAGGCCGACCUCUACUACCAGGGCAGGUACUCCAACGGCCCCAUCUGGGUCGACUACCUGGCUGCCGCAGUCGCCAACACCACUCAGCUCACAGUCCUGAACUACGCCCACGGCGGCGCCGCGGCCUGCCCCGAGAACAGCGUGGCGACGCAGAUCCGCUUCAUCCGCGACCUGCCGGCGCAGACGUCGGCCUUCAUUGCCAACAUCAGCAGCGCGCCCCAGCAGCAGAGCCAGCAGGGCGGCGGCGGCGGCCGGCGCCUGCUGCCGAUCAACUUCAUCGGCAACAACGACGUGCGGAAUGUCCUGUCGGCCGGCAUCAGCGGCGGCGUCUAUCCCACCGAGCAAUCCAUCGGCGCCCUGGCCCUCGCCAUCACCUCCUGCCGCCUGACCUGGGCGAAGCAGCUGCUGGCGGCGGGCGAGGCUGUGUGGGGGCAACAGCGGGGGCCCGAGCGGGUGCUGGUGCUGCUGCCCCUGGCGCGACUGGACCUCACACCCAGCGUGCCCAAGGAGCUCAAGCCGACGCUCAAGGCGGUGACUGACGCGAUCAACAACUUCCUGACGGCGGCGGUGGCGGCGCUGAAUGCGGAGCUGGCGGCGGCGCCGGUCGACAGCGGGAGCCGCGGCGCGCGGCUGCUGGUGCUACCGGACUUCACUGGGGUGGUGGCGGCGACCGUGACGCCGCCCUUCACGAACUUCGACGAGGCUUGCUUCUUCCACCCCGCGUACGUGCUGGACGUGGUUCCCGGCAUUGUGCCCUGCACCGAUCCCGACACCCACGUCUUCUACGACCAGCUGCACCCCACGACGCGCCUACAAAAGGCGUUCGCCCUUAGUGGAGUGCUGCCAGCGCUUCAGCAGGCGGGGCUGCUGCCGGCGGCCGCCUAGCCGCCGCCCACCGCUGUCGCCUCACCGCCGCACGAUGUAUGACGGCGGUGCUGGGGCACUAGCUAGCGGUCAUGCAUGGCAGUGGUGCUGCCGGGACUCGUACGCCGGAUGUUUGGUGGCUUGGGGCACGCCGAUCGAGCCCAGGCGUCACUGACUGGGAGAUGGCAUGGGGUGCGGGGCAGGGGGUAGCGCACCCACGCACGCACGCACGCACUCACCCAGUGGAUGCCGUAUACCGUAUGCACGUGUGGCGCUGUGAUCGAUCAGACUGCUGGCCAUGUGCGCGUGCAUGCGGACUUGCUUAUGUGCGAGCGUGUCAACGUACGUGUGUAUGUGCAUAUGCGUGCGAUGUGUGCGGGCACAUGACGGCAGCCCGGGGGAUCCAGCAUGCACGUAGUGUGCGUGUGUGGGCUGAGAUCAAGCGCCAGUUACCGGUACUGCCGUGGCCGUGUUGGGCCAACUUCUGUGAGCACGCAUGAUCGCACAUAGCACAUGUAAUGGCCCUAAUACCAUGGGGGCAUGUCGCACCCGUGGGGGGCACUGUAACCGUAGGAUGGU
Chlamydomonas reinhardtii is the source of this 2309-nucleotide messenger RNA. RefSeq lists its product as uncharacterized. The record is from RefSeq and is a predicted model, not a curated record. Gene Ontology annotation, biological process: lipid metabolic process. Bases 111 to 1751 code for a protein of 546 amino acids. Gene Ontology annotation, molecular function: lipase activity. The transcript has 12 exons. Lineage: Eukaryota; Viridiplantae; Chlorophyta; Chlorophyceae; Chlamydomonadales; Chlamydomonadaceae.